GACGAUUGACGCAGAGGCCAUGUUCAAGCAGGGCUUUCUCAAGGACGUCUAUGAGGAGCGACCGGUUACGCCGGUCUUCACCCGUUUCCCUCCAGAGCCAAACGGCUUCCUGCACAUUGGCCACGCCAAGGCCAUUGCUGUCAACUUUGGUUUUGCCAAGUAUCGCAAGGGCCAGUGCUACCUAAGAUACGACGAUACCAACCCUGAAGCCGAAGAAGAAAUCUACUUCACUGCGAUCCUCGAUACGGUGCGGUGGCUUGGAUUUGAGCCCUACAAGAUCACAUACUCCAGCGACAACUUCCAGAAACUAUACGACCUGGCUGAGAAGCUGAUAAGUCUUGACAAGGGCUACGUUUGCCAUUGUGACGAUGCCGAGAUUAAACGUCAACGUGGCGGUGAGAAGGGCGAGACUCCUCGAUACCGCUGCAAGCAUGCAGAGCAGACUGUCGAGGAGAACCUGCAGAAGUUCAGAGACAUGAGAGAUGGAAAAUACAAGCCGAGGGAGGCCUUCCUCCGUAUGCAGAUGGAUAUCACCGAUGGAAACCCUCAAAUGUGGGAUUUGGCCGCCUACCGCGUGUUGGACGCAGACCACCACCGAACAGGAUCGAAAUGGAAGAUCUACCCAACAUACGACUUCACUCACUGUCUGUGCGAUUCUUUCGAAGGCAUCACCCACUCGUUGUGUACCACAGAGUUCAUCCUGAGCAGGGUGAGCUACGAGUGGCUGAACAAGACCCUUGGCGUCUACGAGCCCAUGCAGCGCGAGUACGGCCGACUCUCCCUCGGUGGCACUGUCCUAUCAAAGCGCAAGAUUCUGAAGCUGGUUGGAGACAAGAUUGUAAGGGGCUGGGACGACCCGAGGCUUUAUACACUCAUGGCGAUCAAGAGGAGAGGUGUGCCUCCUGGGGCCAUCCUCGAGUUCGUCAACGAGUUGGGUGUGACGACCAAUGCCACGGUCAUUCAAAUUGUACGGUUUGAACAGUCAGUUCGGAAGUACUUAGAGCGUACCGUACCGCGACUAAUGGUGGUCUUGGACCCUGUGCCUGUCAUUAUCGAGG
This is a messenger RNA of Cryphonectria parasitica EP155, 1058 nucleotides long. RefSeq names its product Glutamyl/glutaminyl-tRNA synthetase. The annotation marks the transcript as partial. The transcript has 2 exons. Lineage: Eukaryota; Fungi; Ascomycota; Sordariomycetes; Diaporthales; Cryphonectriaceae. Gene Ontology annotation, biological process: glutaminyl-tRNA aminoacylation. Gene Ontology annotation, cellular component: cytosol; cytoplasm. Gene Ontology annotation, molecular function: ATP binding; glutamine-tRNA ligase activity. The record is from RefSeq and is a predicted model, not a curated record.